Aspergillus affinis is the source of this 6447-nucleotide messenger RNA. RefSeq lists its product as uncharacterized. The record is from RefSeq and is a predicted model, not a curated record. Lineage: Eukaryota; Fungi; Ascomycota; Eurotiomycetes; Eurotiales; Aspergillaceae. The coding region runs from base 1 to 6447 and encodes 2148 amino acids. The transcript has a single exon.
AUGAAUCCCGGUUCCACCAGUCCUGCCACGAAGGGCAAUGUCUCCCCGGGCAUCCAAGCCGUGGCGGCUAACUUCGCGGAGAAGAUGCGCGAAAACGCACCCAGCCCGUACACAACCAAUCCGAUGCCGAAGCCAUCGUCGCCCGAGAAGUCCUUGAUCAAGGGCCAAUUCCACAAGCGAAUGCAGUCGUUCCAGAACAAUGACCCUCGGUCCGAGUUUUUGAAUUAUCUCGAAAGCAGAUCCCCAGAAAGGCCGCUGAAAGCGUCGACACUAGAUCCAAAUGCCAAGCCACAGGAAAAGAGCCCGACGAAGUCUAGCGAGGAUCAGGAGAACCAAGACUCGGAUCGCGAUCUCCCCAAUCUCCUCAUCUCGAACCACUACCUCUCGAAGCCUAUUCUCGGCGAAAGCACUCCUCCUUCGGCGACUAUGCUGGCCUUGCAGAAUAUGCAGUUGCCGAGUGAAAGAGACGUGCACCCGCCUGUCAAGAGCGAUGACUCCGACCCGUUUGUGGUGGCCAGUGACUCCAACCCCUCUAGUCUCAACUCUCUAUCGACCCAGAUUCUUAGUCUCACGGAUAUCGCGAGUAAUCUGCAACGGGAGAUGGCGCAGCUGAGCCGUCGAAGCAAAGAUAACGCCACAGACCUGGUCAGCCUCAAAGCCGCAACGAACGCCCGAGACGAAGACAUUCGAAAGAGUCUUCGCGAUCUAUCCUCCAGCUUGUCUGAAAAGUUUCUAGAUAGUGAUGCUGCCAUAAGGUGGGAUUUCAGCACUCUCCUGGGAUCUGAUAAAGAUAUUAACAACAGGGACCCGGAUAGUUCUCCGAACUCGAAGAAAAGUUUCUCAGCCCCCCGCAUGCAAAGCCCUAACCCUUUCGCUACAGCAAUGGAGCGUGAGAUGUGUGGCUCCCCGGCACCGAUUUCUGACGGCUCUGCCAGCAUUGCUCUACUGGAGAAAGUCCUACGAGAAAUGGCCACGAAAGAAGGUCAGGAUAAGCUCGUGGAGCUGGCGGAGGAACUGAAAGCCAGACCCCCAUCCGAGGAAUCUGGGGCUGAGGCGUCUGGUGGUCAUGUUGACAGCCAUGUCAUGGAGAUGCUCGAAGAAAUCCUUAACGUUGUGAAAGAGGAUGCGGGACAUAAGGCACUGGUACCAACCCGACUCAAUUUCGAUGACAGUCAGAUGCCGCCACGCUCGCACUCUGACUUCACCGGCACCCAGUCGAGAUCUUUCGAUGCGGAGCAGGGCUUUGUACCCGACAUGGACAACAUGGAAGGAUCCAAUUUUAGAGGUCGUUCUUUGAUACCCACCGAAAACCAGGAAGACAUGCUGGCUAUCAUGAAAAGAGUGAGAAGCAGCGUCAUUGAGGGAGGAGGUCUCACCAAUGAAGUGAAAGCCCUGGUGCGAGAACUCCGCGGAGAGGUUCUGGGAAUGGGCAGAAAUCUCGCCCGCCAAUUUGAAGAGGCCCAAGGGCCCCGAGCUCUGGAAGGCGGGCCGAACAGCCCUCCUGGACAGGAGGAAAUCGCCGCGAUAGUUGACGAUUGCCUUAACGACCUAAAGGAGCAGCUCGCAUCUAUACUCGCCGAGAACCAGCGUCACUCCUCUGCUCUAUCAGAAUUCCGCGCUGCGAUGGACAGUUCGGCAAUCUACUCGAUUAUCAAAGGCGCGGUCGAGGACCUCGAUUGGUCACAGCUGCGGAAUGCGCCCCAAGGAAACGACAUGCAGAAGGACGACAUUCUCGAGACGAUCCGAGAGUGUUGGGAAACUUACAAGCCCGAGAUCGAAUUACAAAAUUUCGGACUGGAGCGUGACGAAAUCCUGGAAUGCCUUGCAGAAGGCCUGAAGGAAUAUCAGCCGAAGGACGAGCACGCAGUCACGUACGACCAAGUUCUGGCAGCCGUACAAGCGGGAAUGCAGGACUUUACACCCCCUCCCAGUAUCACGAAGGAUGAAAUCGCACAAACGAUUCGGGAAUGCUUCGAAAACGGCCAGCCCGCUCCUCGGUCUGUCGAGCCUGAGCAUCUGCAUGCUAUUCGGGAUGAGAUACUGCACGCAGUGACCGAAUCGAUAACACCCAGCAUCACCCAGGACGAAAUCGCGCAAACGAUUCGCGAAUGCUUCGAAAGCAACCAGCCCGCACCCCGCUCUGUCGAACCUGAGCAUCUGCAAACUUUUCGGGAUGAAAUACUGCAGGCAGUCACCGAAUCAGUUACCACACAAAGUACGCUCACCAGGGAAACGCUCGACUCCGGCCUAGGCAGGGAUGAGAUCCUCAGCGCGGUGUCCGAUGGAAUUGAAGCACACUUUACGGCGGCAAAAGAAAUGGAGACUCCUCACAUCACAAAGGAAGAUGUAAGCAAUGUGGUCAACGACGCAUUUGCCGCCCAACAAUCUGCAGUCAGCACCAACGCCCAGGAUUCUAUCUCGCGCGAAGAUAUCCUGAAUGCCAUUGCAGAAGGCAUGGAGAACCAGAACUCUAUGAUCAGAGAAAUCGAGCUGAACAAGGACGAUCUCAUGGAAGCCAUCUCGGCUGGACUUCAAGAAGCACAUGCCUCUACCAGUAAUACUCUCGGCGACGAAAUGCUCGGACGCCUUCAGGAGCAGCUGGAGGCAAUGAAAGAAGAGACACAGCAACGUUCGAUGUCUAAUGAGCAGGACAAUUCCCAGGUUCUGGACGCAAUCAAAGAUGGAAUCGCUGUCGUGCGUCAGGAAGUUGAGUCUUAUGCCGCUGCCGCUUCAGAAGCGGCGGGGAAACAUGAGAUCAUGGAUACGGUGAAAGAAGGCUUUCGAUUACUGCAGGCCGACAUGGAGAAGACCAUUACAGAAACCGCUCUCUCCCAUAGCUCUGGUGGCAACCCUGACACCCCGGAGCUUCUUGAUGCGUUGGAAAAGGAAUUCGAACAUCUGCGAACCAGUCUUAGCAAUAUGCUUAUCCGAAGCAACGUAUCCGCCGAGAAAGACGAAAUCCUUGACGCCAUCCGCGAUAUUUCUGAAAGCCAGAAGACUGAGAGCACCGAGAAAAGUGACAGCACCGAAGAUAUUGCCGGACUUAUCAAGCAGGAAUUCGAAAGUCUCCGUCAAUCGAUGAACAUGAGUCUUGUCCCUGCAGAGGAGCCGAAAUCCGACAAGGACGAUAUCAUUGCCGCGCUUCGUCAAAGCCUUGAAACUUUACACACUGAAAGAGAGGCCCCUAAAGAAGGCGGCGAAAACGUCUUUUCCACAAACGAGCUUGUUGACAUUUUCCAAGAUGGAGUCGGUAACAUUCGGGAAGACUUGGCCAAACUCAUCGAAAGACCAGCUGCCUCGGACCAUUUAGAGCUCCUCGAAACCUUAAAAGAAGGCCUCAGCAGUUUGAAGGCAGACGUCGAAACUCUGCGCGAGUCACCGAAGGGUUCCGAAGAGAACGAGACAACAAGGGGAGGGGAGCUGAUGCUUGCCAACGAACCGAACACAAGCGCCGACAUUGAGGGGCUUAAGGAACUGAUUUCCCAGCUUCAAGUCAAAGUCGAGGCUAUCGAGUCAACCCCGCGGGCGGCUGAGCCAUCUGCAGAUGCUCUGAAGAAGGAGCACCUCGAUGAUGUUCUGGCAGGCCUCCACGAGCUUCAAGGUUCCAUCUCAGGAAUUGUAGCUCGCGACAGCCCUGCAGACGAGACGACAGCCAAGAAGGAGGACACGGAUGCUAUUGAGACCUUGCUCCGCAACACAAAGUCUCAACUUGACGAAAUGACGUUCCCUGCCCCGGAUGAAAUAGCACGGGCCGAGCAGCUCGGAAGCUUGGAGGCCAUGGUCAGGGAAACCAAGGAGGCUAUCUCUGAGAUGGGUACUCGGUUGGAAGCCGAAGGCCCAACAAAGGCUGAGAUCGGAACCCUCGAGACCCUGAUGAAGGAUAUGUGGAUUGCCCUCGACGAAUUGAAGGGUAAGGGGACUGAGGAGGAAACCGACAGUGAAAAGUUGGUCAAGGCCGACCUGCAGACGGUCGAAGCGAUGAUCUUUGAAGUCAAGACACAGGUGGACGAGCUUAAGCUUCCUGAUGUCGAGACUCUACCGACUAAGACCGAUUUCCAAGACCUCUCUGCCCUUGUUGCUGAAUUCAGGGAAAAGACGGAAGCCGAGAACGAAAUGACGGCCCAAGGCUUUGAAGCACGGAAGGUGGAGCACGCUGGUCUGGCUGAGAAGGUUGACGAGGCUCGGGCGGUCGUUGAGGGUCUGGGAGACGAAUUGAAGACCAAGCUCGAUGGCAGCAACGAAGGUCUUUCGGAGCUGAAACAACUCCUGGAGGGGCUGGCAGCCUCUGCAGAAAGCUUCACGACGGUUGAAAAUGUCAACGAACUCACGGAACUAAUCAAUCGGGAGUUCGAGCGCGCGCGCGGCGAACAGGACGCGGAAAAGCUGGAGAAGGAAGAACGCGACGCUGCAGCUGUGGUGAAACACGACGAGACUAGGGCUGCUAUCAUUGUCGAACUGGGUACCAAGAUCGAUGAGAAGCUUGGCGAAGUUAUCGGCAAGUACGACGAAGCUCAAAGUGCCAUGGACACGAAGUUCUCGGACUCUGCUCAACGCGACGAAGCCAGCCUCGAAGUGGCCACUAGCACCAAAGCGCUGGCAGAAGAUAUCAAGCUCGUCAUCGGCUCGAUGGGCAACACUGUCAACGAGGCCUGCGAGCGCAUGAGUGUCGAUACCAAAACCUUCUUCGAGAAAGUCGAUACGUCGUACAGCAAGAUGGAGGAAAUGCAAAAUGAGGUCAAGUCACGGCAGGAGCAAGCUCGGUCCGACAUUGAGAGAGCCGCUGCCGCGACUGACCGUGUAGAAAGCAAGUUGCAUGAGUUCCACCCCCAGGUCUUGGAGUCCAUUCAAGAGAUUCUUUCCAUUGUUGGUCAGCAUUACGACCACUCUCAGAAGUCUGCUGAAGACCUCAAAAUGGACCUCUCCACUCUGCCUUCCACGAUCCCGCAGCUCCUUCCCGCGCUACCGCCGCCUGAACCGGAAAAAUACGACGACAGCCAAGUACAUGAGAAGUUGAACAGCAUCCUCAACCAUGCCAAGAAUGAGAAGGUGCACGAAGCGCUCAACGUUCUCGUCGAGCGUGUCACAAAUGAUCAAGUGCAUGAGAAACUCGACCAGCUCCUAAGCCAGACUACAAGUACCAAUAGCGAGAUGUACGACAAACUCAAUGAGCUGCUCAGUCACACUACGGGCACCAAUGGGCCCGUACAUGACAAACUCGAUACCCUCAUCGGACACGCUACCAACACUGAGCAGUCGGUCACGCAGAUGAUGAAAUUGGACGAAAUGCACAAAGACAUCAUGGAGACAUCUCGCAAGAUGAACGAGAUGUUCACGGCCCAGUCGGCGAUGGUCGCUGAAGACACCGAACGGAGACGCAAGGAGGCCGAGGAAGCUGCGGUUGCGCUUGAACGGCGGAACGCCCAGCGAGACCAAGUCGAAGCUGAGAUCGUUACUCUCAAUGAAGAGAAGGAGUCGCUAUUGAAGAUGAUCAGCAACCUGAAAUCCGAAAAGGAGGACCUUGUCAAGCAGAACACCAAGCUGAACAAGGAGGUUUCUGGUCUGGAGAUGGCACUUGAGCUUCGUCAAGAAGAAAUGCAGGUCAUGGAAGACCGUGCAGACAGUUUGGAGAAGCGCAUUCUGGAAGGUGUUCUCGAUCAUGCCCGCAGUGUGCUGCUCAGCCGCCCCAACAACAUCCCGGGCUUGAACAUGAAGAAGGCUCGCGGUUCUCGGGCGCGAGGACCUAGUGCCGCUAGCAAUGCCAGCACCGCCAAAGACAACCGCAGUAUUCUCGGCAGCAGCGUUGGGUUAGCCCUGAAGAAACGAGGGCAAACUCCUUCACAGGGUAGCUCUGUGGCCCCGUCUAACGCCAGCAAAGAAAGGCGGAUUCUGAGUCUGAGUCACGUAACGGGUAACCGGGGUGUUUCAGACCGUCAAGCCAGCGGCAACAGCGGCUUUGCUAGCCUUAAGCGAAGCCACUCUGUCAAGUCCAACUUCUCACAGCGCAAAGCGUCAUGGGGCGGCCGGAGCUCGGUAGCAAACAAGGAGAACGAAGUUUUCCCGGAGGAGGAAGAAAACCAGAGCGGUGAUGAAAGCGACACAGGUACGGAGCGAAGGACCAGCUACACCGGAACCUACACGGACAGCAUGGUGUAUGGAACCGGCAGCGUUGUCUCCACUGAUCGACGAGUGAGUACCGCUAGCUCUACCCCCGGGGGAGCUGGAGCGGAACGGCAUAAGGAAAAAGAUGAGAACGAGGAGCCGGGUGCAGAAGAGGAGGAGGAGGAGGAGGAGGAGGAGGAGGAUGACGAUGCUCAGACGACCAAGGGAGACGAGCCCUCGCAUGACCGCGAUGUGGAAGACUUGGACGCUGAGGCAUCCAAGAUGGUACUCUACGGCCAGCACAGCGACAGCGGACUCGGCCCAGAGAUCACGAGUGCCGUGGGAUAA